GCAGCAUGGCUCCGCGGGUCUGGGUCCGCAUGGAGCUCUUCGAGCAUUUUGCUCUGCCAUUCGCCCCGCGCUGCUUGGCGCAGCUGACGUCCGCUAGCAUCUGCGCGGUCGUCGGCGCCUUGCACGCGCUCGAGCUCCCGCCGGCGCCAGCCUUGGGCUCCGUCGCCCGACCGAUCCCGUCGCCACGGUACGAAGCGUGGCAGCAGAUCGCGACCGAGGUUCUGCAAUGGAAGGAGCUCGAAUGUCGCUCGUUUUGGCUCGUCUUGACAACGGCCCACCGCCACAUCCGAGUGCCCAGCGAGGACGGCGAAGCGUACGAUGCAUCGGCCCUCGCCGACGAAGACUACUACACGAAGGAGUCCAUCCCGCUCUUCAAGCUCGUCAUCUAUCUGUACCUCCACUUGGAGAAGCCAUCGAAAGCCAAGCCCAAGACGGCCUUUAGCGCCGUGUGGCACCACGACGAAGGCACGCCGCCGCCAAGUCCGCGCACGACGCCCAACUCGCCCGGCCCCGCGUCGCCGCACACGAUCGGGCUCAAGGACCGGUCCGAGGCGGAGACGCAGUACCUUCACUUUGUCCGAGACCAUCUCGACACACUCAUCGUGCUCUUGUUCGACGUGCAGCGCGACGGCAACGUGUUUGCUGACAUCCUUCUGCGUCCCGAGCAGCUCGACGUUCUCGGCUUCUUGCUCGCAGGCGGCGACUCGUUCGUGCAGCAGCGCUAUUACCUCAGCACCAUCUACCCGAAAUGGGUCAACGGCAGCCAAUACACGAGCAAGCUCGCCAAGUGGCUAAAGAAGUACCUCACGCUCAACGACGUCUUGUAUCCGCCGAUUGGGUUUGCCUUGCCGCCGUCGAUGCAUUUUCAACUCCACGGGUCCUUCGACCUUAUGAACGGCAGCGACAUGGACGACUCGGAAGGCGCGAUCCACCUCCAGCGACCGCUCGUGCUGAGCAACGUGGCCAAGUCGACCGUCAUCAAACGCGCCGACGAGAUGACGCCGCGCUCGGACGUGACGAUCUUUGCCUGCCACGACGCGUUCGUUUACAUUUUGGGUCCCAGAGCUACGCACGUGUCGAUCGUGGCGUGUGCCAACUGCAAGAUCGUGCUCGUCCCGAACCACGGCGUGCUCUCGAUCGACCGCUGCGAGAGCGUCAAAGUCACGGGCGUCGCCGCACUGCUUCGCGUCCACAACUGCUUGGAUUCGACCUUCAACGUGUUUACGCCCCGACGCGGCCUCUUCUCGGGCGACAACCGUGGCCUUCUGGUUGGCCCAUACAACUGCAGCUACCCGAUGCUCGCGCACCACUUGAGCGCGAGUGAGUUUGCAUUCGUGCCGCACACCGCGGGCAUGUGGGACAAGUUCCUCAACCUCGCGUCGCCGGAGGACGCCCAUGAGAAGGACGCCAUCGUGCUGCAAUCGCCGAGUCAGUUUAUCGACGUGUGCAUUCCCGUCAAGAUGGAACUCUCGACGCUCGCGUCCACAAGCAAGGCGCCGCCGUUGGCGCUGCCACCACCAUUCGAGGCCGUCGUGCAGCAACUGCACGCCAACGUCGAGAGUCUCCGGGUCCUCCUCGCCCAAGACGACCUCGAGAGCGCUGGGAAGCGCGCGUUGGAGCAGGCGGUCCAAGCCAAGUUCAAGGAGUGGCUCACGUCGUCGGGCCAUGCGCGCGAAGUCCUCGACCUCGUCCAGCUCGAGAAAGCGCGCGCCCACAGCAUGUGA
Molecule: messenger RNA, 1724 nt
Organism: Saprolegnia diclina VS20
Lineage: Eukaryota; Oomycota; Saprolegniomycetes; Saprolegniales; Saprolegniaceae
Exons: 9
Coding region: 6-1724 (572 amino acids)
Source: RefSeq, a predicted model, not a curated record